Komagataella phaffii GS115 is the source of this 1728-nucleotide messenger RNA. RefSeq names its product Enzyme of 'de novo' purine biosynthesis. Gene Ontology annotation, cellular component: cytosol. The transcript has 2 exons. The record is from RefSeq and is a predicted model, not a curated record. Gene Ontology annotation, biological process: 'de novo' IMP biosynthetic process. NCBI's taxonomy places the organism in Eukaryota, Fungi, Ascomycota, Pichiomycetes, Pichiales, Pichiaceae. Gene Ontology annotation, molecular function: phosphoribosylaminoimidazolecarboxamide formyltransferase activity; IMP cyclohydrolase activity. Bases 1 to 1728 code for a protein of 575 amino acids.
AUGGCCGAACAUAAAAGAACAGCUAUCCUUUCUGUUUACGACAAGACUGGGCUUCUAGAUUUGGUCAAAGGUCUUACGCAGAAUGGCGUCAGAUUACUUGCCUCUGGUGGCACAGCAAAACUGAUUAGGGAAAGUGGUUUCAAUGUUGAAGAUGUUUCCAGCAUCACCCACGCUCCAGAGAUGCUUGGUGGAAGGGUAAAGACUUUACAUCCUGCUGUUCACGCUGGUAUUUUGGCUAGAAACUUGGAAAGUGAUGAGAAAGAUCUGGCCGAACAGAACAUUGAAAAAGUGGACUUCGUCGUCUGCAACCUGUACCCAUUCAAGUCUACUAUCAGUAAGAUUGGUGUUACCAUCGAUGAAGCCGUUGAAGAAAUCGACAUUGGUGGUGUAACCUUAUUGAGAGCUGCUGCAAAAAACCACUCUAGAGUCACUAUCUUGUCAGAUCCUAAUGAUUACUCUAAGUUCUUGGAGGAGUUGAAAGAAAAGGGUGAGGUGUCUUCCGAAUCUAGAAACAGAUUUGCCCUGAAGGCAUUUGAGCACACUGCUGAUUAUGAUGCCACUAUUUCUGAUUACUUUAGAAAGCAAUAUAGUGAGAACAUCUCCCAGUUGCCCCUAAGAUAUGGAGCAAACCCUCACCAGAAACCUGCCCAGGCUUUCGUUACACAAGGUGACUUGCCAUUCACUGUUUUAUCCGGCUCCCCAGGGUACAUUAACCUGCUGGAUGCUUUGAACUCAUGGCCAUUAGUCAAGGAGCUGUCUGCUUCUCUGAACUUGCCAGCUGCCGCCUCUUUCAAGCACGUUUCUCCCGCAGGUGCUGCCGUAGGUCUACCCCUCUCAGAUGUUGAAAAGGAAAUUUACUUCGUUAAGGAUAUUGAAAACUUGUCUCCAUUGGCCAAUGCCUACGCCAGAGCUAGAGGUGCUGACAGAAUGUCAUCUUUUGGUGAUUUCAUUGCUCUAUCAAAUAUUGUUGAUCUUCCAACUGCUCAAAUCAUCUCCAAAGAAGUCUCUGAUGGUGUUAUCGCUCCUGGCUACAAACCAGAUGCUCUUGAACUCUUGAAGAAGAAGAAGGGGGAAAAGCAGAGGCAGGUCUACGGUAUCACUUUACAGCAAAAGAGAAAUGAUGCUAUAAUCAACUCCUCUACUUUCAAAGAGAUUGUUUCCAAAAACAAGGAUCUUACUGAAAAGGCUAUUAUUGACUUGACUGUUGCAACGAUUGCACUGAAGUACACUCAAUCCAACUCUGUUUGUUACACCAAGAAUGGUAUGGUUAUCGGCUUGGGUGCUGGUCAGCAGUCAAGAAUUCAUUGCACUAGAUUAGCUGGUGACAAGGCUGACAACUGGUGGUUCCGUCAACACCCCAAAGUUUUGGGUUUCAAAUGGGCAAAAGGUGUUAAGAGACCUGAAAAAUCGAAUGCUAUUGAUUUGUUCGUUACCGGUCAGAUUCCAACCACUGAACCAGAGAAGUCUGAAUAUGAGUCCAAGUUUGCUGAGCUACCAGAACCUUUGACUAAAGAGGAGAGAGAUGAAUGGUUGUCCAAGUUGACCAACGUUUCUCUUUCUUCUGAUGCCUUCUUUCCAUUUCCAGAUAACGUCUAUAGAGCUGUCAGAUCUGGUGUUAAGUACAUUGCUGCCGCCUCUGGUUCUGUCAUGGACAGAGCAGUGUUUGCUGCUGCCGACUCUCACGAUAUUGUCUAUGUUGAGAAUCCUAUCCGUCUUUUCCACCAUUGA